AUGUAUACGUCGUUGAUCUACUUUAUAAAUAGUAGUUCGUCGCUCUCAAUCUAUUUAGCACCAUUAACAAUUUUCUCUCUUUCCAUCUCUUUUUGUGGACAGAUUCUCUCGAACUUGGAAUUACCUGUUAGCAUGGAGUACUCGAUCAAGGAUGACGUGACUCAAUUGAUAGGUAACACUCCAAUGGUGUAUCUGAAUAACGUUGUAGAUGGCUGUGUUGCUCGUAUAGCCGCAAAGCUUGAGAUGAUGGAGCCUUGCUCUAGUGUCAAGGAUCGAAUUGCUUAUGGAAUGAUUAAAGAUGCAGAAGACAAGGGACUCAUUACUCCCGGCAAGAGUACAUUGAUUGAGCCAACUUCCGGUAACACUGGGAUCGGUUUAGCCUUUGUGGGGGCAGCUAGAGGUUACAAAGUUGUCCUCACACUGCCUCAAACAAUGAGCCUCGAGAGAAAGACCAUUCUGUUAGCAUUAGGUGCAGAGGUUUACCUCACAGAUCCUAGGAGAGGCGUUAAAGGAUUAUACGAAAAAGCCAACGAGAUAUUAAGCAAAACUCCAGAUGGUAUCAUACUUCAUCAGUUCAGCAAUCCUGCAAACCCACAAACUCAUUAUCGAACCACGGGUCCAGAGAUAUGGAGAGACUCUGCAGGGGAAGUAGAUAUACUGGUCGGCGGUGUUGGGACUGGUGGAACAAUCUCCGGAGCAGGUAAGUUCCUUAAGGAGAAGAAGAAAGACUUAAAGGUAUACGCGGUGGAACCUAAAGAAAGUGCUGUACUCAGUGGAUGUAGACCGGCUCAACAUUUGAUCCAAGGUAUUGGAGCUGGAAUCAUCCCAGACAAUUUGGAUUUAAGCAUUGUUGAUGAAAUCAUUCAAAUGCCAGGCAUGGAAGCAAUUGAAACAGCCAGACUUCUUGCCCUUAAAGAAGGAUUACUGGUCGGAAUAUCUUCUGGAGCAGCUGCAGCUGCUGCGAUUAAGGUGGCAAAACGGCCAGAAAACGCUGGGAAGCUCAUAGUUGUGGUUUUCCCUAGCGGUGGAGAACGUUACAUAUCGACUGAAUUAUUCGACUCCGUAAGACGUGAAGCAGAGAAUAUGACAUUUGAAUGAAGCAGACUGCACGAUAUUCUGUUUGAUAUUUUUUCACUUUCUCAACUCCAAAAGUAUAAAUAAAAAUUAUUGUAAAAAUUGAUGGUUUACAAAUUUUCUGUGUGGAUUGGUGGUGUGCAAUAAAAUCGGUAAUGAUGUUCAAACAAAAAUCGGUAAUAACAAAUGUUGUCUUCUCACUGG
This is a messenger RNA of Eruca vesicaria subsp. sativa (arugula), 1278 nucleotides long. The record is from the annotation of a GenBank genome assembly. NCBI's taxonomy places the organism in Eukaryota, Viridiplantae, Streptophyta, Magnoliopsida, Brassicales, Brassicaceae.